GAGGGUCAGUGCUGAGCGGGGGGGAGAGGGAGGCUCCUCGCCCAGCUGCUGGGGAGAGAACGGGUCCCCCCCGGGAUCUGGCUCCCUCUGCUCGUGCGGGCGGGGGUCUCCAUUGCGGCCCCUGCUGCUUAGCGGUUCUGAAGGAUGACUGACGUUGGUUUGUGUGAUGCCACUCGGAGCCUUUGUCACUGUGGACUGAUAAGUAACCUGCAGGUUUAAACAGUACAGCAGGGGGAAGAGCAUCAGGAAUGCCACUAGCUUCAGCUCCUUAACUGGACAAAAGUACAGUGUAGCCUAUCUACAAAGGGAGAGUCUUCAACUGAUUUAUUUUUUGCAGCUAAUAAUAAAGACAACCUAACAUCAUCCACCUUCCUGGUUUACAGUGCUUCACCUUCCAAGACAGAUGGUGUGUCAAAAGCUGUAAGAUGCCUGCCGAACACACAAUAAUGAAGUAGUGAGCUGCUGCUGCCUAAUUGUCAGGAACACAGCUGACAGAACUGCACUACCUGUUUUCUGCUCCCUUAAUCGGUCCAGGAACAGCAGGGUGGACAUGGCUGGCCUCAUUAACAACCUGCUAAUACUGUUGCUUGUUUUUCAAAAUAGCUGUUUGGGUUUCAAAAACCCACUUUCUGUCUUUAAGAGGUAUAAAGAUACUACUAGAUCUCUUUCAAGUGAAUGCCUUGGAAACAACAGGCCGGUGAUUUCUCUUGGUCUAACCGAUUUUGCAUUGGAUAUUCGCAUGCCUGGGGUGACUCCUAAGCAGUCUGAUACCUACCUCUGCAUGUCAUUACGUCUGCCAGUGGAUGAGGAAGCCUAUGUAGUUGACUUCAGGCCUCAAGCCAGCAUGGACACUGUCCAUCACAUGUUACUCUUUGGAUGUAACAUACCUUCUUCUACUGAGAAUUACUGGGACUGUGAUGAAGGAAUAUGCACAGACAAGUCCAACAUUUUAUAUGCUUGGGCAAGAAAUGCUCCUCCCACCAGACUACCGAAAGGUGUUGGAUUCAAAGUUGGAGGAGAAACAGGUAGCAAAUAUUUUGUGCUCCAAGUACAUUAUGGGGAUGUCAGUGCAUUCAGAGAUAAACACAAGGAUUGCUCUGGUGUAACGUUACAUCUGACACAUCAAAGGCAACCUUUGAUUGCUGGCAUGUAUCUUAUGAUGUCUGUGAAUACAGUUAUACCACCAGGGGAAAAAGUGGUUGAUGCAGAUAUUGCCUGCCAUUAUCAAAAGUAUCCAAUGCACCUCUUUGCCUAUAGAGUUCAUACACACCGAUUAGGUAAGGUGGUAAGUGGAUACAGAGUGAGAAACGGUCAGUGGACCUUGAUUGGUAGACAGAGUCCACAACUUCCACAGGCCUUCUAUCCUGUGGAACACCUUGUAGACAUUAGCUUUGGUGAUACUUUAGCAGCUAGGUGUGUUUUCACUGGUGAAGGUAGAACGACGGAGACACACAUAGGGGGCACAGCCAGCGACGAAAUGUGCAAUUUCUACAUUAUGUAUUACAUGGAGGCCAAACAUGCUGUUUCAUACAUGACCUGUACACAGAAUAUAAACCCAGAUAUGUUCAGAAACAUUCCACAGGAGGCAAAUAUUCCUAUUCCAGUCAAGUCUGAUAUGAUCAUGAUGACACAUGAACAUCAUCAUGAAGAAACCAAGAAAACAGAUGAUAGUUCUUCACUGAAGCAGCCAAAAAGAGAAGAGGAAGAGGUUUUGGAUCAGGGUGAUUUCUAUUCACUCAUUUCCAAGCUGCUAGGAGAAAGGGAAGAUGUUGUUCAUGUGCAUAAGUAUAAUCCUACCGAAAAGGCAGAAUCAGAUCUUGUAGCUGAGAUUGCUAAUGUAGUCCAAAAGAAGGAUCUUGGCUGGUUUGAUGCCAGAGAGGUUACAAAUCACGAUGAAAGGGCCAAUACUAGUCUCGCCAGAAACAGAAUUCACAAAUUUCACAGACUAGAAUCCACCAUGAGGCCACCAGAGAACAGACAUUUCUCUUUACAACAUGGUGAGGGAAGCUGGGAAAAAGAACAUACUGGAGAUUUCCACAUAGAAGAGGCUGUGGACUGGCCUGGAGUAAACCUCAAACUAGGCCAGGUUUCUGGGUUGGCCCUGGACCCUAAAAAUAACCUGGUUAUUUUCCACAGGGGUGAUCAUGUGUGGGAUAGAAACUCAUUUGACAGUAGCUUUGUUUACCAACAAAGAGGACUUGGACCAAUUGAACAGAACACAAUUCUUGUAAUAGACCCAAGUAAUGCAGAAGUUCUUAAUUCCACAGGCAAAAAUCUAUUUUAUUUACCACAUGGCUUGAGUAUAGAUAAAGAUGGUAACUACUGGGUCACUGAUGUAGCUCUCCAUCAGGUGUUCAAAUUGGGAGUACGUGAUAAAGAACCUUUAUUGAUCCUGGGAAGGUCUUUGCAACCAGGCAGUGACAAAAAUCACUUCUGUCAACCAACCGACGUGGCCGUGGAUCCAGUCACAGGCAACAUUUAUGUGUCUGAUGGCUAUUGUAACAGCCGAAUUGUUGUGUUCUCUCCAAACGGAAUGUUCAUCAUGCAGUGGGGGGAAGAGACUUCAGUAGGCAAAGCCAAACCUGGCCAGUUCCGAAUCCCUCACAGCUUAACACUGGUACCCGAGUUUGGUCAGCUGUGUGUAGCAGACAGGGAAAAUGGACGAAUUCAGUGUUUUAGGUCAGAAACUGGAGAAUUCACAAGAGAAAUCAAACACAAAUUGUUUGGAACAGAAUUAUUUGCAGUUUCAUAUGUUCCAGGUGGUCUGCUCUUUGCAGUUAAUGGAAUGCCGUAUCCUGGAGACAUAGAACCAGUGCAAGGAUUUAUGAUGAAUUUUUCCACUGGAGAAAUAAUGGACACUUUCAUUCCCGUUAGAAAGAGCUUUGAGAUGCCACAUGACAUUGUUGCUUCAGAAGACAAAACGGUGUACGUUGGAGAUGCUCAUGCCAAAACAGUAUGGAAGUUCACUUCCACAGAAAAAAUGGAGCAUCGAUCAGUUAAAAAGGCUGGUAUCGAGGUGCAGGAAAUAAAAGUCUCACCCAAAGCACUCAGCAGAAAAACAUGCAAGGAAGUGCAACAAAUCCAGGCUCUGGCAGAUGAGGGUGAAAAGCCUGUGGCAGCACUGGUAAAAGAAGCAGAGACAGUUAUAGAAGCCAAACUGAAAAACAAACCUAUUUCAACGGAGUCUUCAAAGAAGUGGGAAAAACAUCAUAUGGUCGAACAGGCCAGUUCUGGAAUAUCCUUUGUUCUUAUUACAACUCUUCUAAUUAUUCCUAUUGUUGUCCUGUUGGCAAUUGCUGUAUUUAUUCGAUGGAGGAAGACAAGGGUCUAUGGAGCUGAUGCUGACCACAAACUUGAAUCAAGUUCAGGAAGAAUCUUGGGCAGACUUCAAGGAAAAGGUAGUGGAGGCCUUAACCUUGGGAACUUCUUUGCAAGCCACAAAAGCUACAGUCGGAAAGGGUUCGACCGACUUAGUACUGAAGGGAGCGAUCAAGAAAAAGAUGAAGACGAUGGUACAGACUCAGAAGAAGAGUAUUCAGCUCCCCCACCCCCACCAGUAUCUUCCUCAUCCUAAAACCAGCCUUUGAUUUCUUCUACAUUGAAUGAUUCUACCAAGAACAUCAGAUUCCUUUUCCCUUUAGCACGUUUAAGAUUUUGUGUAUUUAAUUGUAAACUGUACUAGUCUGCGUGGGGCUGUACACUGGGAUUUUUUGGUUUUAGUUUGGUUUUAGUUUGGUUUGGCGUUUUUUUUAAGUGGAGGAGUGUGUGGAAGUUUCAUAUCAGUGCCGUUGUCUUUAUGUAAACAUCUUAAUAAAAGAAAACAAUCCUCUUUUAAUGGCAGUACUGAUUUAAAGUAGUAGUAUUUUCUCAUUUCUGUUUUGGGACCUUUUCUGUAUUUGUAAAUAAUUCCCAUUAUCUGGUUUAGCACAAUAUUUUCAGUUGUCAGUUUUUCUUUUGUGCCUUUCCUGUUCAAUGUCCUUAAACUAUUGCAGUACAGAGAAACAUACAGUGCCACAAGAAAACAAAGCUGCUAAAUCUUCUUCUAUUUUUUUAAAAUCACUAACAUAAUAUUGCAUUGAGAAAGAGAAAAAAAGUCUCUAUUUAAUUCUUUUUUCUUCCUCCUUAGUUGGUGUGUUUCUGAGAUGUCUUAUUUUUAGAUAGUAUUACUGUUAAAAUACUAUUUUCAGAGGAUGAAUGUAAUUUGUGUAAUAAAGUGUUCGCAGAGCAUUUGCUGUCAGAGUGUACUUUGGAAUUUUUGCAUAUUUGAAGAUUUUUUGUAUACAACUUUUGUAACAAAACACAGUCCACUUCAUACAGUGAAAAACAUGCUAUUUUGUAUGAGUUGGAAGAUAUUUUGUUAUGUAGCGGGUUUAAAGGGGGGAAAAAAACCCAAGACUAAUAACUUACAUACAUGUAUAAAAUCAAACUUAAACAUUUAAAGAGGAAUCUUUCCUGUAUAUCAAAACUGCAGGGUAUUUAUUUUAAUAAAACAUGAUCAGCACUAAGAGGAAA
Messenger RNA from Mauremys reevesii (Reeves's turtle), 4512 nucleotides. It is a transcript of the gene PAM, whose product is annotated as peptidylglycine alpha-amidating monooxygenase. Gene Ontology annotation, cellular component: extracellular region; membrane. The coding region runs from base 551 to 3574 and encodes 1007 amino acids. Gene Ontology annotation, biological process: peptide metabolic process. Gene Ontology annotation, molecular function: peptidylglycine monooxygenase activity; protein binding; copper ion binding. The transcript is spliced from 27 exons. NCBI's taxonomy places the organism in Eukaryota, Metazoa, Chordata, Testudines, Geoemydidae. The record is from RefSeq and is a predicted model, not a curated record.